Molecule: messenger RNA, 3945 nt
Organism: Terrapene triunguis (Three-toed box turtle)
Lineage: Eukaryota; Metazoa; Chordata; Testudines; Emydidae
Gene: NEMP2
Product: nuclear envelope integral membrane protein 2
Exons: 9
Coding region: 122-1480 (452 amino acids)
Cellular component (GO): nuclear envelope
Source: RefSeq, a predicted model, not a curated record
UCUCCGCAGCCUGACGGAGCGUCGGGCCCCGCGGCGCCGGCCCAUCCAUCGGCCCGGGCUCGUGGCGUCUCGGCUGCCGGCUCCACGUUCCGACGCGCCCCUUCAAACGGCGGCGGGGCCGAUGCAGCCCGCGGGCUCCCCGCUGCGGCUCCUCUUCCUCCUCUCGCUGGCCAGGGCGGCCAGGGCGAGCGGGGCGGCGGCGGGAGCAGAUAAAAACUGUAGCCAUUUGAAGGAAAUGGAUGUCAUCCAAAAACCAGAUGCAGAUUGUUACUGUUAUAUGCAAAAUGGAACAAUGCACUUAAAAUAUAUUUGGUCAGCUCUUCAGGUGAAAAUUAACAGCACAGAAAUGUUCAAGUUUGUGCCUAUCACAGCUGAAAGCAAUUGUCAUAAUUCAGAAACUAUUUUUGCAUUUUUCAAGUGUAUUGGUCAAAUCAUUUGGCAAUCAGAGGCAUCUAAAGAAACUGUCAUAAACAUAAACCAAUAUGGAGAGAAUAUGUGUUUCACAGUCCAACCCUACAAGAAAGUACCCUACACCGUGAGUGUACAACGAAAUAUGGUGGAUAGGAAACUCAUCCUUUUGUUCGUAGCUGGUGUUUUUCUGUUCCAUUUUGCAAACACCUUGAGUAGGAGUGCUAUGUUCUAUUACUCUGCUGGAGUGGCAUUGGGUGUUCUUGCUACACUAGUCUUUCUCCUGUUGACACUUAAAAGAUUUAUUCCAAAGCACAGCACCUUUGGGAUUUUAAUGAGUGGCGGCUGGAUGUCCUCUCUCUACUUUAUUUACUGUUUGAAAGGGGAAAUGAAGUGGCUGUGGUCUGAAUAUAGAAACUACUUACUGGGGUAUUUUCUGACUGUUGGAUUUAUCAGCUUUGUGGUUUGUUACAAGCAUGGACCACUUACCAAUGAGCGAAGCAUAACCCUCUUGACGUGGACAUUACAAUUAAUAGCCUUUGUCUUGAUUUAUUUUGGUGUCACCAUCCCACAGGUUGCAUAUGCAGUAAUAGCUAUCAUUCUCUGUUCAAAAGGCCUGUGCUAUCCCCUUGGCAUGGUCUGCUUUGUGGGCAGAAAAAUCAAGAAUUUUUUUAAAUCAAAAAAACUAGUGUUUCGGCUUCUUACUGAAGAGGAAUACAGGGAGCAGGGGGAAACAGAGACUGUGAAAGCCUUGGACGAGCUACGCUCAUUCUGCAGGAGUCCAGAUUUCUCUUCCUGGUUAGCGGUGUCCAAACUCCAGUCCCCUAAAAAAUUUGCAAACUUUAUUUUGGGAUCUCCCCACGUGUCACCUGCAGAAGUGAACGCAUAUGAUGAGCUAUAUGGCAUUGGAGGCUCCUUCUUGGAACAGCAGCUCUUUAGCAUAGAGCCAGAGCCACAGCAGAACCAACUAGCUAAUUCCAUUCAGGAGGAUGAUUAUGAAGAUGAUGAUGAAAUGCAGGAACAAAACGAAAGUGAAAAUGUUUCAUACUCCAACAGUAUUGGAUUAUUCUGAACCAUUUGGAAAAUCCCCUGGAAGGAAAGAAAAAGAAAUCAAGUUGGAAAGGAAGGCUACCUAGGCUAAAUGCGUGCUGUUUCAGAGAGCCCUACUUCUGACUUGGCUGUAGAGGGCAACGAAGAUUCUUUGAAGGAUUUAUUCCAGCUUCACUGUUCAAAACAGUAGUAAGUUGCUUGGUUUCUUAAGUGAAUGUUACGUUCAUGUAGUUGGUAUUUUGUUACCUCACCUGUUUAUUUACAGGGCAGGUACCAGGCAGCAGCAGUGCAAACUUGUUCCACCACUGUACCUCAACUCCCUUGAAGAGACUGCCUCUAUAGAGGUCUGUUCUCUCUCCAUGCCCUCAGUGCUGGGAGUGCCAGAUGAAGAGGAAGUCAUUUAUGAUGCACUUUUACUAAGUGCUCUAUCUGCUAAUAAAUUCCUUUGAACUCCUUUCCUAAGGUGUCUUGCUUACCGCUCUGAUCCCUCCAUCUCACCUUCCAUGAGUUUUAAGUUCUUCACCCUCUCCUUGAGAGCCCUGCACAACUGUGCUCCUCUGCUUUCAUUGCUCUUCCCUUAGCCUUUCUACUCUAGCCACGCCACACACCUAGCCCCCACCAUCUUUGUUUCCUCUCCCACCCAUCUCUGCCCUCUUCAUUGUGGCCCCCUGUGCCAAGGGCCCUCCACCUGAUCCAGUUCUCCAUCUCCUCCUCUGGGAGCUGCAGAGGGAAAUGUGUUUUCCUCACUGUAUUCUUAUUCUUCCUCUCAGCCUCAAUCUUCCCCCACAACUAACAAAACCCCAAACCAAAACAAAAAACCAAAACCCCACAAUUCCAGCCCCACAAGUGUGCUCAGUAAAGGCCAUGUAGCCUGGGACUGUAUUAGCUGCUCCAAGGAGCCUCCGUCAGUGCGGGUACCUGGGGUAAGGAUGGCCAGGGAGAAGCUGAAGCUAUGCGGUACAGAGCACCCAUAAGUGGCCCUGGUGUCCUGGGAAUCCACCAGCUUUGGCAGUGGGUCCUGCAGCUCAUUUCAUGAUUGGGAAGAAACCUCGCCCCCAGGACCACAAGCAGGGAGGAAGUGCUGGAUAGAUCCUCCUGGAGAUCUGACCGCGUGGCCUUCUCCAGGGUUUACCUCAGGAGGUGAGGAUCUUACCCUGGCAAGAAAAUAAUUAGAGUCAACAGCCAACAUCCAUAUGAGAAUAGGAGAUUCCUUCUGUGGGUAUCUAUCCUCCCCUUACCCCUGUACAAAUGGGAUCUCCCUCUCUGUUGUCCUUCAGACUGUGUCCCUUACCCCUCACUUUUCAUACACACUCUGUUUCCCAUUAACCCCACUAAGUAUCUCUUUGUAGGAGAACGGGGGCCAUCAUUUCUCCCCCCAACUGCCACUCCAAACCCUCCAGGAACUGUCCCAUUCCAACAUUCACCUCUUUCUAAAAGGUGUCGCUCCACAGAACAGGCUGCGCUGGGUUUGAAGCCAGGCUGACUCUGUGGGCACACUCAAAAGGAAAGUUCCCCUUUGCUGGUGAACAUGCUUGGAGAUGUCUCAGUUGCUAGUCUCCCCAUGGGGGGCGGGGGGGAGACACGAGAUGGGACCCAAAUAGCAUAAAACAGUGCUAAAAAGAAACAGCUUACCAUAUACAUGGGUGCCUCCUUACACUGAAAAGUCUUCAGAGCUUGCCUUUAUAUUAGCACUUCCCAGAGAGAAUUAUAGGGAGACUCCAGGAAGCUCUAGAGUUUAAAUUAAAAUUUUAAAAUGAGAUUUUUUCUGUUUUUCAAUAAAGAGAAGCCUAACACCUAAUUAAACACCAUUAGACCAUCUCGCUCAUUCAGGAAGACAAGCUCAUUCUAUAGCCAUACAGCGGGUGUGUGAGAGAAGAUAAGCCCUACUUAUUAAAAUUUAUAAACCAAACUGGGACCAUGAUUGUGUUAGCAGCAAGAGGGCUCUACUGAGCAAGUCUGUAAUUGUCACCAAUAAAAUACUGGGGGAGGACUCUGCUAGAUUCACGGCCACAUCUCUCCAUCCCAGUCCCAGCAUCAUAUUGGGCUUGCUUUGGUGCUUUCUACUACUAGCAAGAUAAACCCAUCACAUUAGUAGAUACAUUCACCAAACAGUGGUCAGAACCACAGGAGAGGUGGAUAAAGUCCAAGGUCUUUGGCUGCGUUGCAGAGUGGUGGAUCUCUCCUCUAGCACAAUGGCCUUACAUGGCUGGAGGAGGUUUAUGUUACACCUACAUAGUUGAAGCUAAGUACUUGAAAUGUAUUGUUAUAAAUAUCUGGCCUGUCAAGGAAAGGCAGCGUAGUAUGACACAUUUCAGGCUCUCUGCACCAUACUGAAGCAAGUAAAGGAUUUUCAGCCACAGUGCUCAGGUAGCUGAAGGUUCACAAUCAUGAUUUUUUUUUUUUAAAGGGACAUAUCUUGUCCCAAUUUAAAUCCAGGCAACCCCCUUGAGCUUUAUGAAACAAAGCAGCUAAUAGAUUGGUGAUGAU